Zophobas morio is the source of this 2770-nucleotide messenger RNA. RefSeq names its product ATP-binding cassette subfamily G member 4. Gene Ontology annotation, cellular component: membrane. Gene Ontology annotation, biological process: transmembrane transport. Gene Ontology annotation, molecular function: ABC-type transporter activity; ATP binding; ATP hydrolysis activity. NCBI's taxonomy places the organism in Eukaryota, Metazoa, Arthropoda, Insecta, Coleoptera, Tenebrionidae. The transcript is spliced from 10 exons. The record is from RefSeq and is a predicted model, not a curated record. Bases 763 to 2592 code for a protein of 609 amino acids.
CAAAAACACCAUUUUUAAAGCAGAGGUGUCAGGAAAUCGUAGAAAUGUGAAAAAGCGUACAAACUUUGAUAUCUUAUCAGUGUGGAAUAAUACGAACAACACACCGAAUCAAAUAUAGUGUAAAAGUUGCGGUAUUAAUAGAUGUUCACAGAAACGGGAACAAAUGUUACAUAAAAUAGAACAAAGACAGAAACUGCGUACGUAAAAUUAUAAAUGUUGUAUGAUUAGAACAAGAGUGUGAUUAAUGGAAACAUGAUUUAGACACCAGUUUGUACCUAAUGCUUAGAAAAAAAAACCUCACUACUCAGAAUUUCAAAAACACAUUACUACGACUUCGACUUCCCUCUGAAACCGAUCCUCCUAAUCGAACCAAUCUGCGAAACUGUGCCACAACAAUAACGCGCCUAAAAAUUCUAUUUUUGGAAAGCACGAUAAAAACUAAACCAAAUAGAAAAAAAACUUUCGCCGUUUUUUUUUCGGUGAUUCCUCAGGUCUUCGUGUCCGUCGAAUGCCACAUUUCUGCACACGCACGAAAACAGCGCUUAAAAGCCACCUGUUCCACAUGCUGGCGAAGUUAAUCCGCGGUGGUCAGUCGGAGGGCACGGUGGGUCUACGGUUUAGUUCGCGUCGUGCCAUCGUCGACUAUAGGCAGCCUGUGUUCUUAUCAGUACGAAUUUCCGAUGCACUUGGAUUAGUUUCGCGCUAGGUCCGGUAUUGAUAACACGUGCCAAUUUUGAUCGGUGGGUGAGUGUCGGUGCCAAAAUGGACGCGGCAAAGACGUUCUUUCUGGAGUUGCCGAAGGAGAAGUCCAUCGACAUCGAGUUCGAGAAUAUUGAAUACAGCGUGCCAAAUGGACGAAGAGGGAAAAAGCCGAUCGUCAAAGGAGUGUCCGGCAAGUUCAAGUCCGGGGAGUUGACGGCCAUCAUGGGGCCUUCGGGGGCCGGCAAGACGUCGCUGCUCAACAUCCUGACAGGAUUCCAUUCCAGCACCACGGGCGUACGCGGUACCAUCAAAACCACCGCCAACACCCAGACCCGCACCGGCGCCCACCAGUACAGGAAGCAGUCCUGCUACAUCCUGCAGGACGACCAGCUCAACCCCUUUUUCACGGUCAGCGAGAUCAUGAACAUGGCGGCGGACCUAAAACUCGGCCACGGCAUCUCUCAGAAGAGAAAAAUCAUUCUGAUCAACGACAUUCUGGACACCUUGAGCCUAUCGGUGGCGAAAGACACUCGCUGCCAGCGGCUGUCGGGAGGACAAAAGAAGCGAUUGUCGAUAGCUCUUGAACUUAUCGACAACCCGCCGGUGAUGUUCUUGGACGAACCAACAACGGGCUUGGACAGCUCUUCUUCUGCGCAAUGUGUGAGCAUGCUCAAGGAUCUAGCGAGAGGCGGAAGAAAUAUUAUUUGCACUAUUCAUCAACCGAGUGCUACUUUAUACGAAAUGUUUGAUCAUGUUUACGUUAUGGCCGAGGGCGAAUGUAUCUAUCAAGGGGCGAGCCAGAAUACUGUGGCUUAUCUUUCCUCGAUUGGGCUGAAUUGUCCCCAGUAUCACAAUCCAGCGGACUAUCUCCUGGAGGUGGCUAAUGGCGAAUACGGAAACUUCACGGAUCUUCUGGCAAAGACCGCCCUAGAAAACCAAUGGAGGACCGCUCUAACCCCCAAAAAACUGGAAAACGAGAUAAGUCUGUAUACACACCAGUACACCCAAACCAUGGGCAGCUACCAACAGAGCUUAGUAUUAACUAGUCAGGCGUCCGAGUGGUUCAAAUUUUGUAUUCUAGUCAAAAGGUCUUUCUUACAACUAUAUAGAGAUUGGACCAUUUCUCACCUAAAAAUAGUUCUCCAUUUUCUCGUAGGAAUAGUGUUAGGAUUAAAUUACUACCGAUCUGGAAACGACGGUUCCAAGACUCUCAGCAACGUAGGCUACUUUAUAAUAAGUUCUGUGUAUCUCACGUACACAUCUUUAAUGCCAGCAGUACUCAAAUUUCCCUCAGAAUUGGCAGUAUUAAAAAAGGAGCGGUUCAACAACUGGUACAACCUCAAGACCUACUACGCCGCUUUCUUAGUAUCAGAUAUACCAAUGCAGAUAAUAUUCUGCGUAACGUACGUUUCGACGUCGUACUUCCUCAGUGACCAACCGCCAGAACUUUGGCGGUUUUUAAUGGUUCUGGCAAUUCUGAUACUCGUGUCGUUGUCGGCCUCGAGUCUCGGCUUGCUAAUAGGAACUUUAGCAAACCCAAUUAACGGGACUUUCUUUGGCGCUAUUUUGACAGCGUUGAUGUUGACCCUUGCCGGUUUCCUCAUUCUUUUCACCCACAUGCCCAAAGUCAUGUACUACUUGACGUAUGCAUCAUUUCUUUCUUACUCAUACGAGGGAUUGGUGCAAGCGGUGUAUGGCUUCAACAGAGCGGCGCUCCCCUGCCCCGACGACGUGAUGUACUGUCAUUUAAAAGUGCCCGAACUUAUUUUACGGGAAUUGGGGAUGGUGAGGAACACGUUCUGGACUGACAUUGCUUUCCUAGUUGGGAAUUUCUUAGUGUUACGGAUGGUAGCGUUCUGUACUUUAAAAAGACAGCUUAAAAGUGGAUGAACAGUGUGAUAUUUCUGAUUAUUUAUAAAUGUAGAAGAUAUUAGCUGUGCUAAUAUCCGUACGUGGUGUAAGAUAAUGCGUUAUACUAUUGUACAUAGAAAUGAAAUAUUUAAUGCAGAGUUUGCGAUCAUGUGUCAGUUUGUUAUUGGUAAAGCGUGAAAAUAAAUGUUUGAAGUUG